This is a messenger RNA of Cucumis sativus (cucumber), 2214 nucleotides long. RefSeq names its product T-complex protein 1 subunit gamma. Bases 140 to 1807 code for a protein of 555 amino acids. Gene Ontology annotation, molecular function: ATP binding; ATP hydrolysis activity; ATP-dependent protein folding chaperone. Gene Ontology annotation, cellular component: chaperonin-containing T-complex. NCBI's taxonomy places the organism in Eukaryota, Viridiplantae, Streptophyta, Magnoliopsida, Cucurbitales, Cucurbitaceae. The record is from RefSeq and is a predicted model, not a curated record. The transcript is spliced from 13 exons. Gene Ontology annotation, biological process: protein folding.
GGUUCGUACAUAAUUUGCCUCCAUCCCGCCUUGUGGACACUCUCAGUGCAACUUUCAUACCUUUCUUCUUUCUCAACUUUUUUUUCUAGGGUUUUGGCGCAGGGUUUUCGACGUUCGUACUCCAUCGAAGCCACUCAUCAUGCACGCUCCGGUUCUCGUUCUCAAAGAUUCUCUAAAACGUGAGUCUGGGAGCAAGGUUCACCAUGCUAACAUCCAGGCUUCCAAGGCUGUUGCUGAUAUUAUUCGUACCACGUUGGGCCCAAGAUCUAUGUUGAAGAUGUUACUUGAUGCUCAAGGAGGGAUCGUUGUUACCAAUGAUGGAAAUGCCAUUCUCCGGGAAUUGGAUAUUGCACAUCCAGCAGCAAAAUCGAUGAUUGAACUUAGCCGAACACAAGACGAGGAAGUAGGAGAUGGAACUACAUCAGUUAUUGUGCUUGCUGGUGAAAUGCUCCAUGUUGCUGAGGCCUUCAUUGAGAAAAAUUAUCACCCAACAGUCAUUUGUCGGGCCUAUAACAAAGCUCUAGAGGAUGCACUUGCUGUGCUUGAUAAAAUAGCUAUGGACAUCGAUGUGAAAGAUCGCACUGCUAUGUUGGGGCUGGUCAAAAGCUGCAUAGGCACCAAGUUCACUAGUCAAUUUGGAGAUCUGAUUGCUGAUUUAGCAAUUGAUGCUACUACAAUUGUCGGUGUUGAUCUUGGCCAAGGCGUACGUGAAGUAGAUAUCAAGAAGUACAUAAAAGUUGAGAAGGUUCCAGGUGGUCAGUUAGAAGAUUCAAAGGUUCUUAAAGGAGUGAUGUUUAACAAAGAUGUUGUCGCCCCAGGAAAAAUGAGAAGGAAGAUUGUCAAUCCCCGUAUUCUUCUUCUUGACUGCCCCCUAGAAUACAAAAAAGGUGAAAACCAGACAAAUGCUGAGUUGGUCAAAGAAGAAGAUUGGGGAAUCCUACUGAAAAUGGAAGAAGAAUACAUUGAGAAUAUCUGUGCACAGAUAAUCAAAUUCAAACCUGACCUGGUUAUCACAGAGAAGGGUCUCAGUGAUUUGGCUUGCCAUUAUCUGAGUAGAGCUGGUAUCAGUGCAAUUAGGCGGUUGAGGAAGACUGACAAUAAUAGAAUAGCCAAGGCUUGUGGUGCUGUAAUUGUGAACAGACCUGAUGAGUUGCAGGAAUCAGAUGUUGGAACUGGUGCUGGAUUAUUUGAAGUUAAGAAGAUAGGGGAUGAAUUCUUUGCUUUUAUAGUGGAUUGCAAGGAGCCAAAAGCUUGUACUGUGCUUCUGAGAGGUGCUAGUAAAGAUCUUUUGAAUGAAGUAGAAAGAAAUUUGCAGGAUGCGAUGUCUGUAGCAAGAAACAUAUUAAAAAAUCCAAAACUUGUUCCUGGGGGUGGUGCUACCGAGUUAACUGUAUCUGCUACGCUGAAGCAGAAGAGUUCUUCUGUUGAAGGCAUAGAAAAGUGGCCUUACGAAGCUGCUGCCUUAGCUUUUGAAGCCAUACCCCGAACUUUGGCUCAGAAUUGUGGGGUGAAUGUAAUCCGAACCAUGACAGCGUUGCAAGGAAAGCAUGCCAAUGGUGAAAACGCCUGGACAGGCAUAGAUGGAAAUACUGGCGAAAUCACUGACAUGAAAGAGCGCAAGAUUUGGGAUGUGUAUAAUGUAAAGGCACAAACUUUUAAGACAGCUAUAGAAGCUUCCUGCAUGCUGCUAAGAAUUGACGACAUAGUUAGCGGUAUUAAGAAGAAACAGGCACCAGGUGCUGGACCAACAAAGCCACAAAUUGAGACGGAAGCUGAUGCAGAUAAUGAGCAAAUUCUUCCCGAGUAAAUUAAUUUUGGACUUUUAAUUUAAGAGUUCUUUCUUCCUUGUAUUUUGGUAUCAGUUUUCUUGUCUCUUCAAUGGUGUUAUCGUGCUAGUGCUAGUGCUAGCUAUUUAGGUGGGUUCCAUUCUUUACGAGCUUUAUAGCUAGGGCCCUUUGUGUUUUCUUGGGUUGGGACUUCCGAAAUAUAAUAUGGUCAGCGGAUGAAUUCAAUUUUGUUACCACCGUUUUGGUUUGGGGUUGAUGUUUGAGGAUAGUGAUUCAAGUUUUCAUUACAUUGGCUGAUGGUGUUCCUAAGAGCCCAAAAACUCUUCUUACUUUCCUUCACUCCAAAAUCAAUUUAAUACGAUAGGAAAUGGCAGUGUAAAAUCACAUUCAAUUAAUUAUCAAUGACUAUAGGCAUGUUUUAGUGUCA